CCUACAAAUCCAAACAGGCCCUUAGAAAAUUUGUCCUUCCGCUUUUAACGCGCUCCUACCCGUCUACCGUCUUUACCAUUCUUGUCGAAGGAAAAUGUCAGAAGACAAGCGCGGAACUUGCGUUCCUCUUAUAAGAACAGCUACUACUAAUGGUAGCAAUAAUAGCUCAGCCGAAAUUGGCACACACCCGAAGGCAAGCUAUGAGGAGGUGGUCGAAGGCGAAAGGCUUUUCAUGGACACCCUUGAGGACCUGCACAAAUCCCUCGGGACCAAGUUCUUAGUUCCUACAACUGGAGGGAAGCCUCUCGACCUACACCGUUUAUUUGUUGAAGUCACUUGUCGCGGUGGUCUCCAAAAGGUUAUAGGAGAUCGCAAAUGGAAGGAAGUGACUUCUGCCUUCAGUUUUCCAUCAACAAUUACAAAUGCAUCUUUUCUAUUGCGCAAGUACUAUCUUUCCUUGCUUCAAACAUAUGAGCAAGUCUACUUCUUCCGUAAGAGAGACUCCAAGCUUUCUUUAAAUGAACAUCCUCCCCUCGGAGUAGGCAGCUUGGUGAAGGGAAAAAUUAACGGGAAGUUUGAGAAUGGAUAUAUAAUAACAGCAAAUUUCGGUUCCAAUAUAUUGAAUGGUAUUCUUUAUCAUGUUCCUUUCCAAUCUGAUGGACGAUAUAAUUCUCCUCUUCUUUCUAAUAAUUGUGGCCGAAAAAGGUCCAGAAGAGAAACUGAUCCCUCUGGUCUUGAUUCAAAUGUGGGAGGCUACAAUAUUUUCUUCGCUGAGCAUUAUUCCAAACUAAGGCCUUUGUAUUCUGGGAAGGAAAAGCUUAUGGUCAAGUACAUAAAUUCUCUUUGGAAUAAUCUUACCGAAUCUGAAAAAGAGGUUUAUGAGGACAGGGAUAAAGAGCGUUAUAAUGCUGGUACGUCGGUAAGCGAAAGUUCGUAAUUUUCAUGGAACCAGUAUCAGACUUCCUCUGUUUCCUUUCUGAUGAAGGAAUGUAGCAGAGUAAUGUCUUUGAAGAGAGGCUAGCAGGUUCCAAGGAUAAGUAGUACAAUAUAUUGGUAGUUUCUUUUCUUCUUUAAUCAUGGUAUUAUCUCUGUGUAUCUUUUUUGCUGUAGUCUUUCUUAUUUUUGAUAUGUAUAUGUUUGGCUAUGCUCUUAUCAUCAAGUGCAUUAGGAUCAGAUCAGCUUGUCUAUUUGCUCUUUUUAGCAGAGGUUGUGCUUAGUGCCCUGAAUGCAGCAAAGCUAUUUAUAGUUACGUAAUCCUGCAGUUAGUAAAUAUUCCAGUAACGAAAAUGCUUAUUGUACUAUAAAUAUGGUGGUUUUAUAGAGUAGAAUUGAAAACCCUUCCAGUGUU
Messenger RNA from Asparagus officinalis (garden asparagus), 1348 nucleotides. Its product is annotated as high mobility group B protein 15-like. Lineage: Eukaryota; Viridiplantae; Streptophyta; Magnoliopsida; Asparagales; Asparagaceae. The transcript is spliced from 5 exons. The record is from RefSeq and is a predicted model, not a curated record. Gene Ontology annotation, molecular function: DNA binding. The coding region runs from base 95 to 937 and encodes 280 amino acids.